AUGGCAGGUUUGGAUCUGACCACCACUUCUAGGUAUGCUCGCCACCUCGCUGACCUCCACCUUGCGCGUCACCACCCCAACCCUGGCUCCGACGACGACGACAACAACGGCAGCGCCAACCGGGGAGACCGCGACUGGUCGCCCUCGGCCCCACAGGGUGGGGACUUGGCGUCGCGGCGGCCGAGGGGGCGGCCGCCGGGGUCCAAGAACAGGCCCAAGCCGCCGGUGAUCAUCACGAGGGAGAGCGCCAACGUGCUGGGAGCCCACAUGCUGGAGGUCAGCGCCGGGUGCGACGUCUUCGAUUGCAUCGCCACCUACGCGCGCCGCCGGCAGAGGGGAGUGUGCGUCCUCAGCGGCAGCGGGGUGGUCACCAACGUCACGCUCCGGCAGCCCUCGUCCUCUUCUGGCACCGGCGGGGUGGUGACGCUGCAGGGCCGCUUCGAGAUCCUGUCACUUGCGGGGUCGUUCCUCCCGCCGCCAGCGCCGCCGGGGGCCACCAGCCUCUCCAUCUUCCUGGCUGGCGGGCAGGGGGAGGUGGCGGGCGGCAACGUGGUGGGGGCUCUCUUCGCCGCAGGGCCUGUCAUUGUCAUUGCCGCCUCCUUCACCAACGUGGCCUACGAGCGUCUGCCCUUGGAGGAGGAGGAGGAGGACCAGAGCAUUAACGUCCGCGGCGGCGGCAGCAGCAGCGGGAACCACUUCCCGGACCCCUCCUCCAUGCUUCCCUUGUUCAACUUGCCGCUCAAUAACACGCACCAGUUGCCGCCGGUGGACGGACACGGUUGGGCCAGCUCAGCGUCCGGUCAACCUGCGCCGUUCUGACAAUUAAGAUCCACCUGUAAAACUGCACAUGCCACUGCUCCAUCUUCAAUUUCCUCUCUUCUUUCUUCAACCUUUUCCUAAUCAUUUGUAUUUGUUCCUUCUUCAUUGCUCCUUCAUCAU
Molecule: messenger RNA, 939 nt
Organism: Zingiber officinale
Lineage: Eukaryota; Viridiplantae; Streptophyta; Magnoliopsida; Zingiberales; Zingiberaceae
Product: AT-hook motif nuclear-localized protein 23-like
Exons: 1
Coding region: 1-819 (272 amino acids)
Cellular component (GO): nucleus
Molecular function (GO): DNA-binding transcription factor activity; minor groove of adenine-thymine-rich DNA binding
Source: RefSeq, a predicted model, not a curated record